Messenger RNA from Rattus norvegicus (Norway rat), 2438 nucleotides. The record is from RefSeq and is a predicted model, not a curated record. NCBI's taxonomy places the organism in Eukaryota, Metazoa, Chordata, Mammalia, Rodentia, Muridae.
UCAUCCCUCCUUGGGGACACCCUGUCUCUUCUAUAAGCUGUGAGACCUUCGUGUCAUUAGCAACCUUUCCUUUGCUUCCUAGCCCCUUACUUUCUUUUUCAGGAGAAGGGUAUUGGGUCUCUUUCUCUGUGGUAUCUGGAGGCUGGCCUGGGACUCAUGUUUUAAACCCACUAUGGUUGUACCCCAGAGAUCCUCUACAUGGAGCCCCCCCUUUUAAUGUGUAUUCAUGGGUUUCCCUUUCCAGGGAUUCUUCUGGGAGUCCUGCAACUUUAACCCUCAUAAAAUAUAGAUAAGAUACAUUCCUUCCAGAGUUAAUGGUCAGGAGAAUCCAUGGUUGAGGUGGUGGCCUUUGGAGAUCAAACAGAACUCAGUUGGAAUUCAGGCUUUGCUAUUCGGUAACUGUGUGAACUUAGGUAACUGUCUUAGUUAGGGUUUCCACUGCUGUGAAGAGACACUAUGACCAAGGAAACUAUUACAAAGACAAACACUUAAUUGGGGCUGGCUUACAGUUUUAGAGGUUCAGUCUGGUAUCAUCAUGGUUGGGAGCAUGGCAACAUCCAGGUAGACAUGGUGAUCUAGAAGGAACUAGGUGUUCUACAUGGUGAUCCAAAGGCAGCCAGAAGGAGACUGAUCCUUCUGCACUGGGUGGAGCUUAAACAUAGGACCUCAGAGCCUACCCCCACAGUGACAUUCUUCCCCCAACAAGUCUACACUUACUCCAACAAGGCUACACCUCCUGAUAGUGUCACUUCCCAUGAGCCAAACAUAUUUAAACUACCCUAGUAACUUAAGUAUCGUUGAGAACUUGGUUCUCUUCCUUAUAAAACGAUGUCUAUCAAUUUCUGGCAUUAUAGGAAACAGCAAAUGAAAUAACGCACAUCAUGUCUUUGUAACAUGUGGCACAUCACAAGUGCUUUUAUUAGUUUUUAUUACUGAUGACAGUGAAAGAAAGAACUGAGACCUUAACUGCUGCAAACCACAGACUGCUAUAAACCAGUGGAUGAGGUGAAGAUCUUCUCUAUGUCACAGAAUUCUUUUUUUUUUUUUUUUUUGGUUCUUUUUUUCGGAGCUGGGGACCGAACCCAGGGCCUUGCGCUUCCUAGAGAAAAUGAUGUAGCUGGUAUUGAUGUCAACAUGGGCUGUCCCAAAGAGUAUUCCACUAAGGGAGGAAUGGGAGCCGCUCUGUUGUCAGACCCUGACAAGAUCGAGAAGGAAUCGUGAUGAGCGACCUCAGCACCCUGUCAGCUGUGAAGUUAUAAGAGCCAUUGCUGAAACCCUCUCCAUUCCUGUCAUAGCCAACGGAGGAUCUCAUGACCACAUCCAGCAACAUUUGGACAUAGAAGACUUUCGACAAGCCACAGCUGCUUCCUCAGUGAUGGUAGCCCGAGCAGCCAUGUGGAACCCCUCCAUCUUCCUCAAGGAUGGCCUUCGUCCACUGGAGGAAGUCAUGCAGAAGUACAUCAGAUAUGCGGUGCAGUAUGAUAACCACUACACCAACACCAAGUACUGCUUGUGCCAGAUGCUGCGGGAACAGUUGGAGUCACCCCAGGGAAGGAUGCUGCAUGCUGCCCAGUCUUCCCAGGAAAUUUGUGAGGCCUUUGGCCUUGGCACCUUCUACGAGGACACCAUUCGGGAGCUCGAUGCUCGGCGAGCUGACCUCUUGGCCAAGACUCCAGAGGCAGUUGAGGAGCCAGCUGAAGAUACCUCUGGCAUCAUUAAAAUGGCUAUCAGGUUUGACCGGAGAGCAUACCCACCCCAGAUCACCCCCAAGACAUGCCUGCUGGAAUGGUGUCGGAGAGAGAAGUUGCCACAGCCUGUGUAUGAAACAGUUCAGCGACCUAUAGAUCGCAUGUUCUGCUCUGUUGUCACUGUUGCGGAACAAAAGUACCAGUCCACUUUGUGGGACAAGUCCAAGAAACUGGCAGAGCAGACUGCAGCAAUUGUGUGUCUGAGGAGCCAGGGCCUCCCUGAAGGUCGACUGGGUGAGGAGAACCCUUCCUUGAACAAGCGCAAGCGAGAGGCCCCCAACCAAGACCCGGGGGGCCCAAGAGUUCAGGAGACAGCACUCCCUGGGGAGAUCUGCAAGAAGCCAUUUGUAACCUUGGAAAGUAGUGAAGAGAAUCUGCUGGAAGGCUGCUGACUCCUGCUGUGGUUGACAGUGUGUGGGACUAAUGUGAAGGGGUUAUGGGUGCUGGGCCUUAAACCACAUUACCUUGGACAGAUUGCUGGCCCUUGGCAUGUGAACUUAGAGGUGUUGGUCCAGGCCACCACUCUGAAACAAGUGCCAAGAAAUGUCCAAGGCUAAUACUGUCUUUCAUAUGUCUGAUGGCUAAGCCAAGUUCCCAGUGACCUGAAUGUUUCUUUGAAAACGAGGUCUUUAAGCCUCACUUCUAACUUGACAUUGGUAUUGUGCAAUAAAGACACCGACUCUCACCCAA